UAUCCCUACUCAUUUCAAAUUUCAAGCACAGAAAUGCAUAUUGUUGUGUUUUCGAAGUGGCGGUUAACGGUUAUUUGAAAUUGAAACUUCAUUCUCAUAGUUUAAUUAUUUUACUAUUCAAAUUUUUGAACUAAGUGUAAACAUCAUGUUUGAUUUCGAAUAAAAUCCUACAGUGAUUCUAGUGAUCGCAAAAGAUAAAAAGAACUAUGUCUCUCUCAAUAUCUAACACUCCUAAAAUUUCAAGUACUGCAAAAAGAAUCAACAGGAUAAAUAAUCAUGGAUUUGCAGCACCUUCAACUCCAAGAACACCACUUAUGACACCCAAAAUUACUUCGAAAAAUAUGAAUAUUGUGGGAACUCCAGAAUGUUUCAGUAGUGUAGUAUUUGAAACUCCUAAAACAGUAAAAUUAAAAUCCAGAACUAGUCAAGAAAUUGAAAGUGGAAAUGUAGAUUUAGAAUUAAGUAAUUUAUCUGUUGCUGUUAGAGUUCGUCCCAUGAAUUCAAGAGAGUUGGCAUAUAUUGGUGCUAAUAGUGUUGUAACCGUUGAAAACAAUAAUCUUCAUGUGAAGUCUAGUCCUACAGGAAAUUCAGGAGUUUGCUUAGAUCAUUUGUUCCAAUAUGAUCAUAUAUUCUGGUCCUGUGAUGAAAACGAUUCCACCUAUUCUUCUCAAAAAGAUGUAUUUAGUUGCCUGGGAGUACCAUUAUUAGAAUCUGCAUUCAAAGGUUAUAAUGCAUGCCUAUUUGCUUAUGGCCAAACGGGAUCUGGUAAAAGUUUCAGUAUGAUGGGUAGGAAUGAAGCAGAUAUAGAAUCUGAGGAAUUUUCUGGUAUAAUUCCUAGGUUUUGUAGGGAUUUAUUCAAUCGUAUCAGUAAUUUACCUGAUAAUUGUACUGCCACACUUGAUGUAAGCUACUUUGAAAUUUAUAAUGAAAAAAUCCAUGAUUUAUUAUUGGUUUCUGAUUCAUCUAACAAAAUAGCUUUAAAAGUGAGAGAGCACCCCACUUUUGGACCUUAUGUAGAAAAUUUAAGUGUAAACUCUGUAAAAACAUAUAAUGAACUAAGGAAUUGGUUAUUAAUAGGAAAUAGAAACCGUGCCACAGCUGCAACAAGUAUGAAUGAAAAAUCUUCAAGGUCACAUAGUAUAUUUACAAUUGAACUUUGUUUAACCGAUGGUUCUAAUGACAGUCUGUGUGAGGGAGGUGGUAGUAGAAGAAGUAGAGUCAGCUUGGUGGAUUUAGCUGGAAGUGAAAGAUUAAACAAUUCACAUAAUGAAGAAAAGAUUCGUCAGGGUGUGAGCAUAAAUAAAUCUCUCAUGACUUUAGGAAAAGUAAUUUCUUCAUUAGCUGAUCAAAGAAGAGGCCAAUUUGUACCUUAUAGGGAUUCAGUUUUGACUUGGCUUUUACGAGAAAGCUUAGGUGGCAAUUCUAUGACUACGAUGUUGGCCACUAUAACUCCAUCGAAUUUUCAUGUCGAUGAGACUUUAGCCACUCUCAGGUAUGCUUGUCAAGCAAGGUCUAUAGUUAACAGAGCGAGAAUCAAUGAAAAUCCUCAUGAAAAGUUGAUUAGAGAAUUGAGGACGGAAGUUUCAAGACUGAGAUCUUUAAAACUAAAUUUUGAACAUACUUCAUUGUAUGGAAAUACUUCUUCACAAUAUAAUAUAAGUAACACUAGUGAAUGUGAGGAAUUGGAUGAACUGAGAAACAAACUAAAUGAAACAGAAAAUAAACUAUCUGAAGCUGAAACAACUUGGAGAAAAAGAUUUGAAGAAAACAAUGCUGCGCGCCUUAGAGAAUUGGCAGUAGUUGAGAAGCGAAAAGAAGAAUUGGAAUCAAGAAUGAGGAUUAUGAAGUACUCUGAAAAAUCGGUUCAUUUAUCGCCUUAUCGAACAAAUUUUCUAGAAGAGCUAGAGGGUGUUCUAGAUGAAGAAAGCAAUAUUGAAUCAGAUCAUAAUUUUGAAAUCAUAACAGAGUGGUGCAAGAAGAAUGGAGUCAAUUACUCAAUUUCACGAAAUGCUCUUUUAUUGAUUGAUUAUAAAAACAAUAAACAGACUAUAGUGACAUGUGCUGAUUUGGGUUUGUUAGAAAAGUACAAAGAUGUUGGAGAUUUUUUAACCAAUUUGACAUGGACUAUUAACAAAACUUCGAAACGACUGACAAAAGCAGAUAUUACGAAAUCAAUGAAUGCAUUGUAUAAAGUACUCUCAGAUAUACAACCUCCAGAAAAUGAUCAAGAUUUGAAUAUAUUGUAUGCUAAAAUGAGCAAAGCCGUGCAGAAAUAUGAAACUGCCCUUUUAUAUGAAGUUGUAGAAAGAAAAGAACCAAAAAAUGUUAAAUUUAACAUGUAAUAACAUAUUGUAACAUAUUUAAUGAAUAUUUUUAACUCGAUAUAUGGAAUUGUAACUUUUUAUUUUCCAUUGAUAUACAUAUUAUUGUUCCUAUUUAUUUUUAAUUUCAGAUUGCUUUUUAUGUUCAUUAAUAAAUUAAAUU
Molecule: messenger RNA, 2484 nt
Organism: Harmonia axyridis
Lineage: Eukaryota; Metazoa; Arthropoda; Insecta; Coleoptera; Coccinellidae
Product: kinesin-like protein KIF14
Exons: 2
Coding region: 207-2342 (711 amino acids)
Biological process (GO): microtubule-based movement
Cellular component (GO): kinesin complex; microtubule
Molecular function (GO): ATP binding; ATP hydrolysis activity; microtubule motor activity
Source: RefSeq, a predicted model, not a curated record